AAUGUCAUAUAUAGAAAACUAGAAACAGUCACAAACAUUAGGAAAAAAUUGCUAUUAUCGAAUAGUUUGAAUUCCUGCACUUUUAUCAUUAAGAUACAAAUUAAAGAUUUAAAUUGAUGUUUUGAAGUUUGAACCAUGUUAACCUUGUGAGGUCGAACUAUUGUGAAAAUCAUGAAAUUUUAAUACGGAUCAAUAAUGUUUACUAAAAUAUGAAACUGAGCUUAUAAUAAAUAAGACUAGAUGUUGAUAUUCUUAUAAGAUACAUAUGAAUUUUAUAGAAAUGGUAUUUUUCCAUCUGUAUUCAGUGUUACAGUGGUAUUUUCGACCCUUUAUUAAAUGGUUCCUUCGUAAAACUACAAGAUUAUGUGAACUUCAAAGAAUUUGUUAUGGUGAUAGAGUAGGAGCUCAAAGAACAUGUAACAUUGAAAAUUCUCUUAUGUUAUCACGGACGAAAGAUGUUAAAGAGGUAGUAACAUUUUUAGAUGCAGUGGUAAAAGAAAGAAGAUUUAUUCCAUCCAACUUUUACCAAUUCUUAGAGCCCUCUAUCAAUAUCAUUAUUAGAGUGAAAAAGAUUAAUCGUAAAAUUCACGAUGCUUUUAUACCAUCAUUUCGUUUAUGCUUACAACAAAUAUGGUGUUAUCGGCAAUUGAUUGAGGAAGUUGAAGAUCUUCGUUGUACACAAUUUGACAGUAAUAACUCAAGUCAUGAGGAGAAGCUGCUAAAUUUAUGGAACCUCAUGGUGCCUGAUAAACCAUUGGAAGCAAGGGUAUCAAAAGACUGGCAAUAUAUUGGAUUUCAGGGAGAUGAUCCAAAAACUGACUUCAGAGGAAUGGGACUCUUAGGACUAGAAAAUUUAUUAUAUUUUGUUACUGAAUAUCCUCAAGUAGCGACUCAUGUUCUGAGUCAUUCAAGACAUCCUAAGUAUGGUUACACCUAUGCUAUCGUCGGUAUUAAUUUGACUUCUAUGGCAUAUUAUCUUUUGAAGGACGGAUCAGCUAAGACAUAUAUGUUUAACUCUAAACCGCAUCUACCUAACAUCGAUUUGUUCCACAAAUUUUAUUGCUAUCUCUUUUAUGAAUUCGAUAAACUCUGGAUUGCAUCAAAACCAGAGAAUAUUAUGGAAUUUUCUAUGAUUUUCAAGAAGUUUGAGAAUGCUAUUCGUACAGAGCUGGCGGAUCCAGCUUCAGUGUUCAGAAUAAAUGUUGAAGUUGACACUAUAUGAUUUAGUUAAAGUAUUAGCUGUAAUUUAAACAACAUGACAAAUAUUGUAAUAGCAAAUUUUUUUUUUUUUUAUGAAGUUAGACAAAUUGCUGCGUUUAUUAUUUAUUUCAGUAGUCUUACUCAUGCAAACUAUAUUGCACUGUGCACUGACUUAUAUUUUAAAAAUAUAUGGAUGUGUUCUAUAUAAUGUCUUAUGCCUUAUUAUUUAUUCAGUAGUAUAUCUGGGCUUACACAAAUAUAUUGAACUGUGUUUUAAUUAUAAGGCACUUAUACACUUUCAAUUGAUGUUGUGUACUUGUAAAAAAAAACACUAUAGUUAUCAAAGAGAUUUUUAUUGUCUUAAUGAAAUUAUUUAUCAUGUAGAGGAAAAUAAAAUUUGUUGUAUAAAAAUAUAAACAAUGAUGGAUACAUGUAUUUAAAUAAUAUAUUAAUUGUCCAUUAUCAAAUAAAUAUUGGGAAUGUAUCUCAUAUGGACGGACACAAGAUGUUUUACUUCUAACCUAUUUUAUAAAAGCAUUAUUUUUUAUCAGUUACCACUGUAUGGCUUGUUACAUAUAAAUAAAGUUACGAAGCACAAA
Molecule: messenger RNA, 1799 nt
Organism: Danaus plexippus (monarch butterfly)
Lineage: Eukaryota; Metazoa; Arthropoda; Insecta; Lepidoptera; Nymphalidae
Product: ELMO domain-containing protein 2
Exons: 2
Coding region: 266-1222 (318 amino acids)
Molecular function (GO): GTPase activator activity
Source: RefSeq, a predicted model, not a curated record